GUGAUCGACCAGGUGGGAAAGUGCGUUCGGUGAUCGUGGGGGAGGGGUCGCUGCCGACGACGCCGCCGCUACCUGUUACACGGAAAGCCGUUUCCGAAAGGAUUUCGUUUCAGUAGCGCCGAAUUAACGGUCUGAAUCGUGUUGUGAGCCGCGACGUACUCGUAGGUGGGUAAAUGAUUAUUAUAAUAUUUAGCCGUAGACAAAAUAAUCGUAAUUUCUCAUACAUUGACCAUCGUAAAAGUAUUGUAAAUGAUUGUGUCACAUUCCCGCAAGUGUACGACAAUAAUAUUAUUAAUCGCUCGCUUCGGGGGGGUUGCGUUGACUGAAAAAAAUAACCAAAAACAAUUUUUGUUCGACUUGCUUGUGCUGUGCAUAAAAUUAUAAUUUUUUACACAUAUUUACAAUACAAUAAUAAUAUAUGACGUAUAAAGUGUGUGACUUCAUGAUAACAGUGACUUCUGCGCCGAAAACACAUUGCCGCAACCAGGAUGCAAUCGUAAUAUUAUAACGACGACAAAGUCGGGGACGCGAUGUCCAGUGGCGGCGGCACUGGUGGCGGAAACAGUCAGCAGCACAGGUUGGACACGAUGACCAUGUUGCGUCGGAGAAACCGCGGUAACCGCGGUCGGUUGGUUCGUUGGGAACGCGUAUCUGAGUGGACCGGUACCGCGCACGUUACCGCCUGGGACGUAAUCGUCCGAGAUUCAUUGCUGCACAUUGCUUGGCCUAUGUCGUUGGGAUCCGAGCCGGUCGGACCGCCGCUGGACCAGCUGUACGUUACCGGGUACCUUUAUUACAGCCAAGCGUGUUAUACUCUCAAACACCAAAUUUGCACAAUAAACGAACAACAGACGGGAUCACGUUGCGAGCUGCUGGUAUAAUGUAAAUAUAUUAGAUAAUAAUAGUAUACUGUGUCUGGAUAUAUGUGUUUAGUGAUUGAAAAAUUAAAAAAAAUAUCAAAAUACGUUUAGUAAUAAACAUGAUAAACAUCGUAUUAGAUAAGUAAAGAGGUUUUUUACUUUUAACAAUAAUUAAUUAUAAAAUAAUUGCUAUAAUAUGUUAUAUUUUCAGAAUAAAUUAGUUUGAUUUUAAUGAUCGCGUAUUUUAGUUAUUAAUAAAAUAAUAAAACAUUGAAAAAUGUACACAAUAUAAUAAUCUACUAGCUGAUCCUACACGGUGUUCCUCAUGACAAAUUAAAUAUGUAGUGCCAGUGAAUUUAUCCUGUCUUAAACCCCGUUUAAUGUAUAAUGCACAUAUUUUUAACACAGUAAUUUGGGUGGUUUUGUCCAAAUACUAAGUACAUGUCUAAAGUUAUAUAAUAUACAUUUAUAAUAACCAUUUUAUUGCAUGUAGCCAACGACACUAUAUAAAAAAAAAAAAGAUAAAUUCAUAUUUUGUGAGCCACUAAAUCCCCGUAUGAGCCACUCAUGCAAAAAUGCAAAAUUUAAAAAUUGGCUUCGAGGUGCUCGUUAUCCUCUUAUACAGGAUUACAUAUGUAUUAAAUUUCAGAACUAUUAGUCGGAUAUACUUAGCUGAUGUGGAUCGCUUACACACAUAUAAAAAUUACAUUUUAUUUACAUAGAUUAUACCUAUUUGGAAACCAUAAAUAGGUAGGUCGUGUGUUAAUCAUUUAUAAUAGAUACACGUUCAUCACGACGUCCGCUGAAAUGUAAAUAAAAAGUUUAUUUCAAAAUUUAAUAAUAAAAUGUUGAGAAAGGUGCAAUCAUCGAUGAAAAUUAUUGUUUUAACAACAAUAGGACCGUUUAUAGUUGAGUCGUAAAAUAAUAAUAUAAACAGCCACCUAUAGUUAAAUAAAUAAUGUUGUGCAUCAACGACUAUAUUUUAUACUUAAACAACCAUUUAUUAUAACAAUAAUAAAUAAUAUUUUCAACACAAUAUUGUGCAUUAUUUAUGUAAAAUAAUUUCCCCACGGUUGAUAAAUAUGAACUUUUCCUAAGCAAUCAUUUAAACAAACAGUAAUCGUUGAUGUAUUUAAGCAUAUAAUUAUUAUGCUUAACGACUAUAUUAUAACUUGGAAAAAAAUAUAGAAUAAGUUACAUAUUAUUACAACAGCGAUGAAACGAAAAUCAUUCAACUUCCGAAUACUCAAAUAUCAAUGAAGUUAUAAAAGGGAGUCCUGCAUUGGCAGAAAUAAAUUAUAAUUACUGCGAGUAUACCAUAAAUUAUAAUAUAGACACAAAAAUAAGGCGAUUAAAAAUUCAAACCGUUAUUUCUGACAAUUAUUGACGAAAUAAUGUGACCCAAGUACUAAUUUUAUUUACAAGUAUAUUUCAUAAUUCUUAAGUACAAAAUCAAAUAGUCUUUUUUUUUACAAAGUUCAUCCAAAAUUUCUUAUGGUACGAGAGAAGUUUUUAAAUUGUAGAAAUAUGACAUUAUGACAAUAAACGUCCAUAUCACUCUCUAGUCUCUAAUCUCUGGACAGAAAAUAAAUAGGACGUAGGUAAACAUGGUCCUUAAUGAACACUAAUUGUCGGCUAGUAAACGCCGCGCAAAUUACAUUAAUGUUUUUAGAUAUUAUUAAAAAUAAUAUAUUCCUUACGGCUAACAUCAGAUCAAUGAGCUAUUAUUAUUAUUUACUAAUUUAUUAUAUAUUUAUUUGGUACUUACAGCGUAAUAGAUAUUAUCUAUUUUAUUGAAAAAAUAUUUAAAUAUGAACUGUACUUGUAUCCGCCAUCGUCGUUCGGUAAGUGGUAACGAAAUACAAACAUGAAGUAAAUGAUUCUACGACAAUUGCCUUGUUUAUAAAGCAAAAGUUCAAAUAGAUUAAUAUAAUAGCUACCUAUGGAAAUAGUUUAUUGGAUAAUGAUGUGCGUCGUAAAUUUCUUGCAAUAUUUCGACUGUUUCGAGAAUUAUUGAUGUUUAUCUAAUACGGGUAUUUUAUAGAGUAGUAAUAUAGGUACCACCUACCUGGUACAUAAAAUACAAGGAAAAAUUUAGGUACACAGCGGCGUCGGGUUUUUGAGCGUUCGACAGCGUCCGUUAGCUUAUAUACAUAUUUUGUUCACGGGAAAAAACGUAGUCAAUUCGUUGAUGAACUUCACCCCCCCCCCCCCCCAAUUAAAAAUUCUUGAGUACACCUCUACCAUUUGGUGCAUCGAAAUAUCAUGCCGGGGUUCUUCCUAAUGGUGCAUUCUCUUUAGAGAUCUCCUUAGUCUUUUUAUACAUUUACUACAAUAACAUUGAGUAUUGUCGUAUUUAGCGAAUUUUUAAGACACUUUACCUCCAAGACCAAAUCUUUUAAUAAAUAAUAAAUAUUGAACAAUAUUAACUAUUAUAAAAAUAUCAAAUUAAUAAACUAUAAACU
Acyrthosiphon pisum (pea aphid) is the source of this 3325-nucleotide messenger RNA. RefSeq lists its product as uncharacterized. The coding region runs from base 531 to 881 and encodes 116 amino acids. NCBI's taxonomy places the organism in Eukaryota, Metazoa, Arthropoda, Insecta, Hemiptera, Aphididae. The record is from RefSeq and is a predicted model, not a curated record. The transcript has 3 exons.